AUGUUGUAUCGCAUGUUUGUUUAUUGUGUUGUAAACCAAAACUAUAUCAACAAUUUACCUAUUUUGUGACGAUGUCAGACUACGAUCAUGCACGCAUUAAGAAAUUGGUUCUAAAAGGCGAGAAACUCAAAAAGAGCAAAAAACGCAAGAAGGAAAAGGAUGAGGCUGGAUCUUCCAAAAAGGCCAAGGUAGUAGUGGAUGAGGAUGCCGUGAAGCACGGCGGUUGGUGGGCAGCAAAGACAGCGGCCGACAUCACCGGUACAGUGUCCAUAGAGUUUGGCGAUAGGAGUUACCUAAAGGCCAUGGACAAUGGUCUCUUCACAUUGGGAGCACCACACAACGCUGGCGAUGGCCCAGAUCCCGAGGAGAUUUUCACGGCUUUUCCCAUCAACGACCGAAAGGUAGCGUUUAAGUCUGGCUAUGGCAAGUACUUGAAAAUUGAGAAGGAUGGAAUGGUCACGGGGCGCUCCGAAGCAGUGGGCGGCAUGGAGCAGUGGGAGCCGGUUUUUGAGGAACAACGAAUGGCUCUUCUAUCCGAAACCGGACACUUUAUGUCGAUCGAUCCCCAAGACGACGCCUGCGUGGCAUUGCGAAAGAAGGUGGGUCAGCAUGAGAUCUGUAAAGUGCGGAGUAAUGCGAGCAGGGAUGUGGUCAUCGAUACGGAGCCCAAGGAAGAAAAGGGAGACUUGGGCGAAGUCGAGAAGAACUAUGUGAAAAAAUUUCAAAAGUUCCAGGACAAGAAGAUGCGGAUUAAUCAGAACGAUGUCAAAGAACUCGAGCAGGCAAAAGCUCAGGGAUCUUUGCAUGAAACUCUUCUGGAUAGACGCAGUAAAAUGAAAGCCGAUCGGUAUUGCAAGUAAACCGACGCGAAGUGUUCAUCAUUCAUUAAAAAAAGUUACCUCU
Messenger RNA from Drosophila melanogaster (fruit fly), 903 nucleotides. It is a transcript of the gene FRG1, whose product is annotated as FSHD region gene 1. The record is from RefSeq and is marked reviewed. Lineage: Eukaryota; Metazoa; Arthropoda; Insecta; Diptera; Drosophilidae. Bases 72 to 860 code for a protein of 262 amino acids. The transcript is spliced from 5 exons. Gene Ontology annotation, cellular component: cytoplasm; Z disc; nucleolus.